AUGCAUGGCAUUGUGGAAUAUGUUCGUGCCAUUGCUAUCUACAGUGUAUCGUCUAUGGGGAUGAUGUUAAGCAACAAGCUUGCUGUUGUAGCACUGCCACUUCCCUGUACUCUGGUGUUGAUGCAGAUGGUUGUGACACUCGUUCUACUGAUUCCAUUCCGAUCUCAAGUGGAGCGUCUAAAACUUCAAAAUGUGCAAAAGUGGAUUCCUGCGGCAACACUUUUCGCCUCCAUGCUUUACACUAGUAUGGAAAGUUUUGCCAAUGCCAACUUAUCUACUGUUCUUACAUUCCGCAAUCUUGGACCCAUUUUUACAACUGUAGCAGAAUAUUAUGUGCUUGGUGAGCGCGUAAAUGACGAAAUUAUUCUUUCACAGUUUGUUAUUUUCUUGGGAGCAGUAAUAUAUGGUUGGGCAAACUCAACAUUCACUAUGAUCGGACUGUUUUGGAUGCUACUAAACCUUUUCGCCCAAGGUUUAUAUGGAAUUCUCAUAAAACAUAUGACAACCAAUGUGCCCGAGUUUUCAUCUGCUACAAAGUAUACUUUGGCUUUAUAUAACAACGUAAUCGCCCUGCCAAUGGUCUUUGUUCUUUUUCUACAUCAUAAUGAGAUGAUGUUUCUUAAUCUAGUAGUACCUAGUGUUACCAGUUCUGGCUGGUUUUGGAUUGGAGUUACUUGUUUUUGUGGUUUUAUGAUUUCAACAUCCGGUUUUGGUCUACAAAAACUUGUCUCAGCUGCUACCUUUAUAGAAAUCAACAAUUUGACAAAAUUUGUUAAUAUUCUUAUCGGUGUUGUUUUUCUUCAUGAUCGCAUAGGCUUUGUUGACGGAUCAGGUUGUCUUAUUGCUCUUGCAGCUGGAGCUUGGUAUGCCUCUGCGAAGUAUCGCUUUAAAGCUAUUCGGUCAACGGCAGUGUAG
Molecule: messenger RNA, 915 nt
Organism: Trypanosoma theileri
Lineage: Eukaryota; Euglenozoa; Kinetoplastea; Trypanosomatida; Trypanosomatidae
Product: GDP-mannose transporter
Exons: 1
Coding region: 1-915 (304 amino acids)
Cellular component (GO): Golgi apparatus
Molecular function (GO): antiporter activity; GDP-mannose transmembrane transporter activity
Source: RefSeq, a predicted model, not a curated record